This is a messenger RNA of Ectocarpus siliculosus, 938 nucleotides long. NCBI's taxonomy places the organism in Eukaryota, Phaeophyceae, Ectocarpales, Ectocarpaceae. The record is from the annotation of a GenBank genome assembly.
AUGGGGGCAGCGGAGGCGGUAUCGUGUCGGGGAUUACUGGCCAAGGGGGUGUGGAUGAGACUGGGGGGCAGGCGGAGGGGCGGGGGCGGGAGUGUGAGCCAAAGUCGUUGCUAUUCUGGAGAUGAAGGGGGACGGGUUGAAACACGAGUUUUUCAAGCAGGCAGAUGCCGCUGGUAGGUUUUUUAGAGGCGUAAGUAGUGCUGGAAGGACAUUUUUGUUGUUGUUCGCCCGUAAGGGAAGGACAUUUUUGUGCGAUGGGGUUGGGUGGGCGGCAUGCUCCUCUGCCGAAUGGGUCUCGUCUCAAGCCGUUGUAGAAUUGUCGCUGUUGACGGGACGUGACGCACCAGUGUGCGGACUCUGCUUUUGUGUGCCGCGGUUAGGUUCAUUAAAGGUGCCAGCUUGAUUGCACAAAGGUGCUUAUUGGUGGCUCGCAUGAAUAGGCCAGUACCACAAACAGCAGCAGUGGUGGUGCUCUCUGCAGGCACACACACAAGAGCGAUGAGCCGAGGCGUGCAGGGUUUCCCAUCAUUGUGUGUAUGCCGGUGCCUGCAGCCGCAGGAUUUGGAUGUUGUGCACUAAGGGGUGCGCUUCUAUGGCGCUGCCUUGUGGACACGCGAGAGAGGUGUUGCGUUGAAUCCCGGCCGUUUGUGUUCGAUUCUAUGUACCAGUAGAUAGCAGACAUGCAGAAUGGAUUGACUACAACGAACACCGAUCGCCUCAGAGUGACGAAAAACAGAACGAAAGAGUUGGGGGCGGAGAAGGUAGAGUACGGAAAGUGGUCUCUGAUCCUCCCUUCCGUCGACAAGAACAUGAGACCUCAGGUGACCGCUCCUCCCUCCGUCGCUGUCGCCCUUUCGCUUGUCUUCUUGUUUUUUCGAGUGACAACGUGAUGUCGACAAUUUCUUGACCAAAUCAUUAGUCAAACCGUUGGUCGGCUG